Molecule: messenger RNA, 669 nt
Organism: Amyelois transitella
Lineage: Eukaryota; Metazoa; Arthropoda; Insecta; Lepidoptera; Pyralidae
Exons: 2
Coding region: 1-669 (222 amino acids)
Source: RefSeq, a predicted model, not a curated record
AUGAGCGUCCAGAGAUCACCAAUCGGAGGUUCGUCAUCACAACCAGAUUUAUCUAAGAUAAGUAACUCGAGUUCUGAUUUAUCAUCUGUCACAUUUAGGAAACGAAAAGCACCGUAUGAUAAUGAGUGCUCCUGUCCUGACACUCUAAGAGAUAUGAGAAAUGAAAUAUCACGUAUCAGUUCUUUAUUAGAAAACUAUGUGGAAAAUAAGCUUUCUCUCGGUGAGGAAGUCAUACAGGAGAUGCAGAAUCGCAAGAAUAGAGAGAAAAAUAUUGUCCUUUUUGGCGUACCUGAACAAAUUUCGUCAACCACGGAGGAAAGUCUAAUAAAGGAUGAAGCUGUUGUCUUUAGCACUAUCUCCAUGAUAAGUUCAGACAUACCAAAACCAUUCAAACUUUUUAGGAUCGGCAAACCGCGUCCAGGGAAAAACCGCAGUAUUAAAGUAUGUUUUGAAACACCAGAACCUGCAAAACAACUGCUCCGCAACAGAAGUAAACUCAGAGAUGGAGUUAAAAUAUUUUCGGAUCAAACACCAUCGCAACAAAACUACAUGAAAAAUCUAAAAGAAGAGCUUAGGCGACGUCAAGAUGAAGGCGAGACGGAUCUUACUAUCAAAUAUAUUAAUGGAACUCCAGCAAUUCUAAAAAACUCAAAAAACUUCAAUCAUUGA